AUGCUGUAGGAAUCAAAAUAAAACAGAGUGUGUGUUCCAAUAUAAAGUGCCAUGCAAGAAUAAAUCUAAUAUGUAAAAGUAUUGUAAUAAAAAAGGUUACUUGCGGAGCUGAAAGUACAUUUUGUAUUACAAUACAAAGAAAAGUGUUUAUGUGGGGAUAAGGAAUACAAAUUCCAUAGUAAUUAGAUUUGCAGGAUAUUGAAUAGAUAGCAGCUUCAAAAGAACAUUGGUUUGCAUGGUCAGAUACAUAGGUUUUUGGAUGGUAAGUGUAUGAUAAUUUAAAAUAUUAGUGGUUCAAACAAAUAAGGAAAAUUAGGUAUGAAUAAUUCUGUAACUACUCCUACAUUGUUUGAUAUUUUCAGUGAAGCUUCAUAAUAUGGAUGGUAACUUUAAAAGAUAGCAGUUGGAUUGGAUCAUAGUGUAGCAUUAAUUGAAGUUGAGGAUGAAAACAAGAUUUUCGUUUGGGGUUCCAAUACUUAUUAAUAAUUGGGUUUCGAUGCCUCAGAAUAAUUUGUUGCUAUUCCUCAUCAAUUAGAUUUAGAUAAUCUUCCUCGAAUUGUAGAUAUUUAUGCAUAACAUAAUUAUACAAUGGCAAUAGAUGAAGAAGGUCGUCUAUUUUCAUGGGGUAGCAAUGAAUUUGGUCGUUUAGGAUAAAAUGCAUUUGCCAAAUGUAUGAAAUUACCAUCUCCAAUAACAUCAUUUGGCAAUAUUAAAAUAGCAAAAUUAGCCUUGGGAACAUUUCAUGUAUUGGCAAUUGAUACUCAAGGAAAUCUAUAUUCAUGGGGUCGUGGAUUAUAAGGAUAAUUAGGACAUGGGAAUUCGAAUGAUUGUAGUAAACCAAAUUAAAUCAAUUCUUUGUAAUCAAUUAGAGAUGUAGCUUGUGGAGAAGCUCAUAGUAUAGCAUUAUAAACUAAUGGUUAAAUUUAUGUAUUUGGAUCUGGAUAAUUUGGAUAAUUGGGAUUGGGAGAUUAUAAAUAAUAAGAUACACCAUAGAUAUUAUAGAUUAAUGGAGAAAUGAUAGCUUGUGGAAGACAUCAUUCAGCUGUACUGUCUAAAAAUGGGGCAUUGUAUAUGUUUGGAAACAAUGAAUAAUAUUAAUUGGGUUUAGAAUGUGGAAAGAGUGGUGCCUAUUCGACUCCUUUGCCCAAAUAAAGUCCUAUGAAUGUAUUACAGCACUUAUGCAAUUUAGAUAGACCAAUUAAAUUUUUGAGUUGACUGAUGAAUUUAUGAAUAAGAUUGAGGCUAGUAGAAGUGAAGAUCUUGAAUAAGUAAGCCUAUCUAUUCAUUCUAGUUAUUGGUUGAAUAUCAAUAAAAUACAUCAUAAAUUCCAAAUACAUAAACAACUAUUUUUAUUAAGGAUUUGAUGGAGAGAGUAAUUGCACUUUUAAAGAAGAAAAAAUGA
Paramecium pentaurelia is the source of this 1402-nucleotide messenger RNA. Lineage: Eukaryota; Ciliophora; Oligohymenophorea; Peniculida; Parameciidae. The record is from the annotation of a GenBank genome assembly.